Molecule: messenger RNA, 1283 nt
Organism: Corylus avellana
Lineage: Eukaryota; Viridiplantae; Streptophyta; Magnoliopsida; Fagales; Betulaceae
Product: CAAX amino terminal protease family protein
Biological process (GO): CAAX-box protein processing
Cellular component (GO): membrane
Molecular function (GO): metalloendopeptidase activity
Source: RefSeq, a predicted model, not a curated record
UUUCCCGUUCAUUAGCCAUUUCUUGGGGUGCCUUUCUUUCCAGUUUCACAUCCGAAAGAACACCAAAAGCAGCAAUCUUUUCCCGACGGAAACGAAAAAGGUUGGGUUUUUUCUCUGAUUUCCUCAGUUGCUUUGCUGAAGAAGUAGUUGGAGUAUAACAGACAUCCGCGUGCACCCGUUUGGAAUUUGAAGCUGUUAUCUAGUAUGGGUCUGCUCACUACGAGCUGUUGGUGGACCAGAACAAACAGUGUCUCUACAACUCUCUUACCCUGCAGGAAGUCUACUUUCAUGGGCGGGGAGUUCAUUUACAUCUAUGAUGCGCAAAAGGUUUUACCUACUAAAUUGUGCAGUGGUUUAAGAUUAAAGACAAGGGCUUUUGCAAGUCGGAAGUCAGUGAAGAAAUUGAGAAGUGAUGGACAACCACCUAAAAGUAUAGUAGAUAGUCCUCCCACAAAAGAUAACUAUGUUCAAGAUGACAACAUGGUUGACUCUUUUGAAAAUUCAGCUGCACCGAAUUCUGCCACAAUACCUUCCAGGAGUACAGUGCUUCAGGCAUGCACUGUCACUUCUGGACUGAUAGCGGCAUUGGGUAUAAUAAUUCGACAGGUAUCUCAUGUUGCUUCAGUGGAAGGAUUGCCGAUCCUUGACUGCUCCACAGAAGUAUCAUUUGGUUUUGAGAUGUGGCAUCUUGAGUUGAUUACAGGAUUAGUUGUUCUGAUAUCGUCAUGCCGAUAUCUUCUACUGAAGACGUGGCCUGAUUUUUCCGAGUCUAGUGAAGCAGCUAACCAGCAGGUCCUUGCUUCACUUCAGCUUUUAGAUUACAUAAUCGUUGCAUUUCUGCCUGGUAUUAGCGAGGAACUGCUUUUUCGUGGCGCACUGCUACCACUUUUUGGAUUCAAUUUGAAGAGUGUCUUGCUGGUUGCUGCUGUUUUUGGUGUUCUACACUUGGGCAGUGGCCGAAAGUACUCCUUUGCAGUCUGGGCAUCUUUUGUUGGGCUUGUGUAUGGUUAUGCCACAAUUGUGUCUUCUAGCAUCAUCGUUCCCAUGGCUUCUCAUGCAGUAAACAAUCUGGUUGGAGGGAUUUUGUGGCGAUACACAUCAAAUUCCUCUGAGAAGUUAUGAAAGAAAUAGCGUCUGCUUGAUUUUCAGGCUUUCAGCAAACUGUAUAUAUGAAAUUUGAUUUGUUCUACAAAACUGGUCGGUGGUGCUUCCCUGCCUAGUGUUGACAUAGCCAACUUAGCCUACUAUUGCCUUCGAUUGAAAAAAGAAAAAGAAAAGUAAAG